Molecule: messenger RNA, 3151 nt
Organism: Rhopilema esculentum
Lineage: Eukaryota; Metazoa; Cnidaria; Scyphozoa; Rhizostomeae; Rhizostomatidae
Product: solute carrier organic anion transporter family member 4A1
Biological process (GO): transmembrane transport
Cellular component (GO): membrane
Molecular function (GO): protein binding
Source: RefSeq, a predicted model, not a curated record
ACUUCACAUGACAGAUUUUGUUUGCAAUUGGUCUUCAUACGAUUACUGCUUCCGCGCGGGUUGGAGAGAGGUGAAAUAAAAUUAAAAUGGCUGACCAAAUCGAUAAGCAAAAUGAACCUAGCAAGAAAACUGAAAAAGAGCAAAGUCAUGGGUGCGGAUGGUUUGGAUUUCGGCCUAAGAUACUGGAGCCUUUGGGUUCGCCUUUUCUGCUGCUUGUUUUGCUCUGUGGAUAUUUUAUAAUCAACAGCAUUGUCAUAAAUGGUAUUUAUUCGUCGUCUGUCUCAACAAUAGAAACCAGAUUUUCACUGACGAGCAGUCAAAUGGGAAUGGUAACAAGCAUCUAUGACAUCGCUGCAUUGAUAUUCAUUGGACCUGUGAGUUACUACGGGGUUAGAAACAAGCCGGUUGUGCUUGGUAUUGGAAUGAUAACUAUGGGCGUCGGCUACGUCAUCUUUCUGUUGCCACAUCUCUUAGCAAAGGAAUAUGUACCAGCCACCACAAGCAGCUUAGUAUUGGCAAACUUUUCAAGCCCACUGGUAUGUGCAUCGCAAUCGAGCCGUGCUCCUGCCGGUUCUUGUAAUGCCAAAGAAGAGACGACAAUGCCUUAUCAAUUGUUCUUGGCUGGGAUGUUUAUAGCUGGUGCGGGGUGUGCCCCUAUGAUUAGCCUUGGCAUUCCAUAUAUGGAUGAGAGUACUUCGCGGGAGAACUCCCCACUUUACGUUGGAGCUUUCCAGACAUCGGGGAUCUUAGCGGCUGUUGGUGGGUUCGUGGUUGCCUCUGCAUUCCUCAAAAUAUUCGUCCAUCCGAGUGUGUCAGUAAACAUUACACCUCAAAGCCCCUCUUGGAUCGGAGCAUGGUGGCUUGGUUUUGCUAUAUUCGCUGCUUUUGCAUUAGUCGUUGGAGUCUGCUUGAGUGCAUUGCCAAAGACUCUGCGACGCAAGACGCAAGUACAGACAAAUGGUGGCGGAUCAGAGGAAAAGGAACCGGAAACUAAGAAAGACGAACAAGUCAGUCCAACUUUGAGAGAGUUGCCUGGUAUACUGAAACUGUUGAUUCUCAAAAAUCCAACAUUUGUGUUUACAUCAAUGGCUGUAUCGAUACAAUCUCUGCUGAUCAGUGGAAGCACUGCAUUCAACCCAAAGAUAGGCCUUUUCCAGUUUCGACUCACUGCCUCUGAGGCAAGUGUUCUUUAUGGAUUAACCGCUGGUUCAGGUGCAAUCAUUGGCAAUGUGGCAGGCUCUCUGAUCAUAAAGAAAUUGAAGCUAAGUACCCUUGGCAUCAUGAAAAUGGUAGUGGCUGUAUCUGUUCUCAACGUGGUCACUUCUACGUACACAUUUAUUCACUGCGACACAUAUCCAGCGGCCGGAGUGAACACAAAAUUCUACGAUGCUCAGAGCUCCACAGGCAUUUCGCUGAAUAGCCAAUGUAACAGAAACUGCAGCUGUGCAAAAAAUCUGUUUGUACCUGUUUGCGUGGGCGGGCUCACGUAUGUCAACCCAUGUUUUGCUGGUUGUAGACAACAAAAAGGCCCUUUCAGUUUUGCAAACUGCUCUUGUACCGCAAAGAUUGAAAAGCCUGCAACUGUUGGAUUGUGCAAGUCAUCGUGCGGUGCUUGGAAAACAAUAUACUUUAUCCUUUCCUGGGUCUCUGGAUUUUCAAUUAUGCUCAUGGCGGCUCCUGCUACAGUUAUAACGUUGAGAUGCGUGCCUUUCAACCACCGAAGCUUUGCAAUGGGGCUACAGUGGAUGCUUGUAAGAGUUCUCGGUUCUAUACCAGGUCCAGUCUUGUUCGGAUACAUAAUUGACCAAUCCUGUGUGUUCUGGGUGAAAUCAUGCAAGAAUUCUCAAGGAAGUUGCAGGAUUUACAAAAACAAAGAACUAGCAAGGUCGACUGGAAGCCUUUGCGUCACUAUCAGUGGAAUAACAUUGCUAUCCAUUGUAUUAGCCUAUAUUUCUUUAAAAAGGCAAAUGAGAAGUGAAAAUGAAUCGGUUUUCAACAUUGAGAAAGAAAAUAGAGACAUUCAGACAAAACUUUAAGAUGCAGACCGAGUUAGGAGUUUUUGUUUACCAAAAAUGUAUAGUCUCUUUUUCAGAAGAGCGGACCUUUUAUGGGAAAAGAGGCUCGAUUGCCAAAUAACGAACAACAUGAGAAUAUGGUCAGCCUCGGAUGAAAUAUCAGAAGAGAAAAGCGAUGAGAUUUUAGAUUUUAGAUAAACACAGUGAAUGGUGCAUGUCCUCGUAUGUUGAAAAAAGUUGCAAAAACUGCAUCCUAAAAAAUAUUUUAAAUUUUAAAAUGUCUAUCAACUUGUGUAACGGGAUGUCCACAAGGGAAAUAAAAAAAUGAAUAAUGGCAACGUGACUUCAAUUGCAGCAACAGAGGCAGUUUGUCACCAGGGUCGAUGAAAGCCAUUAAACUGCAUGAAAGUCACAAGUUAUAUCUAGCAGGCAGACACUCAACUCAGAUUCGUUGAUUUCCAAUGACAGUUUUCUAGCCACUCUAAAACAUCAGACACAAACUGUUGACUGUUGAGGCAAAAAUGUUGAAUUCCACUCUCUUAUAAAUUCAUUCAACCCCAAAGAUGUAAAAUAUAUUCAUUGAGCGAAACAAUUUCUUGCAUUUUGUAGUGUUUUUAAUUAUAAAGAAUAAUGAUUUGGAAUUAGUAAACAUUGCGUAGUCCGCCUUUUUGUCUUUCUGACGUAUCUAAUAAGAUCUAAUAAGAAUUACCAGAAUUAUCUUAAAUGAUAUGGUCACUUCAUGCUGAAGAAAAAUACUGACUGAUUGAUCUACAUGGCUGGGGAUAUGAUGGUAGGCGUAUGGCUUGAAUCCUUUCAAUUGGAGGAUAUUUAUUUAUAUUAUUGCUCGAACAUGUAAAAUUUAGGAUUACUACUGAUGGAUAUCAGGAUUACAGGAAGUAUCUGUAGGUCAGCUUUUCACGAAACAGAUUGUUGUAAUUGCUAAAAGCCCGGGGUAUUUGUUUGGACCCAGUCCAUCUUCUUGUCAGCCACAGCGUUGACAACACCUUUCAUUGUUUUCGGUACACAAUGCACUUACCCACGUUAGUUAAUGAGUAGUUAGUUAAUCGCUCGCGAAGCUAUGGUCACGUAAAUUGUAAAUAGAUUUCUUGGGUUAUUAUAAAAAAGGAAAACGUCAA